CGUGACACUGCCCAACCAUUACGGGGCGAGACACAUUUGAAAAAAAGAUGAUGUCAGGGUAAAAUGGCCGAGCUGGAUAUCGGUGAGCACUGUGAGGUUGAAACCUGUAACCAGAAAGAUUUUCUGCCUUUUGUGUGCGACGCAUGUUCCGGCGUUUUUUGCGUGGAGCACAGGAGCCGCGGGUCUCACUCUUGCUCCGAGAUCCCAGCAGUCAAGGAGGCGCCCCCUUCUGGUGGCAGUUUAUCCUACCACUGUGCUUUCGCAAACUGCAGUGGGAAGGAGCUAAUGCCGGUUGUGUGUGAACACUGUCAGAAGCACUUUUGCCUUGCGCAUCGACAUCAAGGUGACCACAAAUGUGUGAGGCUAGAAACACCUGGGCCCCGUAUGGCAGCUACCCAGGAACUUGUGAAAAAAAUUGUAGAGUCAAAGGCAACAUCGUCCACCAGCAAAGGACGGAAGGGCGCGAAGAACAGCGCCACGGCGGCCAAGGUGGCACUCAUGAAGCUGAAGCUCCACGCUGCUGGGGACAAGGGGCUGCCACAGACAGAACGAACGUACUUCCAAGUCAUUCUGCCCAAAGGCUCCAAGGAGACCAGUUCACCCAUGUUCUUCUGCUCAAAGUGGACCGUGGGCAGAGUGGUGGACUUUGCAGCCUUGCAGGCAGGCCUGAAGAACAACAACAACGUGGUAGCAGCCAAGAAGCUGAGACUGUGCCACCCGCAGACGGGCAGGGUCUUGAAGAUGGAUGACACCCUGCUCUCACUGCUGUCCCACCCAGACGCCCCGCUCUACAACGGGGGCAAUGUCAUCCUCGAGUACCUGGACAACGAUUCUACAGAGCUUCCUGACUUUGAUACAUAUCUCCCUCAAUCCUGAGGGGCCUGCAUGUCCCCAGCAAUGUUUUAUCAUGUCAUUUCCUUUAAAAUAAAUUUUUUGCAUAUGAUAACAAUUUUCUAUGUGUUUCUUGUUUUUUUCUGUUUUUUUAUUUUGCACAUAUUGGGGGUAGUUGCAGGGAGGUGAAAAAAAGACUUUAAGGGCGGUUUAAAAAUUGAGCGUGUGUUUCAGGAAAGUGCUCUGAAAUACUAUGUAUGACGCUGUGGCCUCACUGCUCCAGGCGUUUUUGGAGUUUUCAUUCCCUCCCCCAGUUACUCAUGUAGAGUUCCCUCCAGUUUCAUCUCAGAGUUAACUGGAAUCCCAUUCAGUGUCUCCCCCGCCUCCUUGUUCCCUGUGAUGGACUGGCAUCCCGUCCAGGGUCUCCUACCUUGGCUCCGUUUUCUGGGAGAGAUUCCAGGUUUACCAGGAACAUUUACUGGAUAAGUGGAAACUGCAAAUGGAUGGAAUUAUGGUUAAUUUCAGUGAUCAGAGGUGAGACUAAUCCUAAAUAAAUGAGUGGCUGUUAAAUGUUAAGUUAAUUAGUACUCAUUUUCCUCCUACUGUACAUAAUACAUUGUAAGCGACA
Brienomyrus brachyistius is the source of this 1459-nucleotide messenger RNA. RefSeq names its product zinc finger, AN1-type domain 1 (gene zfand1). Gene Ontology annotation, biological process: cytoplasmic stress granule disassembly. The transcript is spliced from 8 exons. Gene Ontology annotation, molecular function: zinc ion binding. Gene Ontology annotation, cellular component: cytoplasm; cytoplasmic stress granule. Lineage: Eukaryota; Metazoa; Chordata; Actinopteri; Osteoglossiformes; Mormyridae. The record is from RefSeq and is a predicted model, not a curated record. Bases 64 to 876 code for a protein of 270 amino acids.